GCGCGUAAUGAUGACGUAAGGGUCCGCCUGUGUUUUGCACGCUGUCUGUCGCGAGGGGUCAUGGAGAAAAGUGGCUCGAAGAGACUCGAACCUGCGGGUUGUGAGGCAGUGAAGAGUUUUAACAAAUGGAAGAAACGCUCGAACCUGGUGAAGGCGCGGAUGAAGCGGGAGAGGAACGAGCGCUGGAAGCCGCAGUGGCAGACGGAGCGGGAAACCAUCGACCGGCUGACCGGCAGGUACGCCGACAUCCAGCCCGAGCAGGUCGUCAACUUCUCCGAUUUUCCUCUGUCCAGACAGACCCUGCUCGGCCUGCGGGAGGCGCAGUACCGCCAACCCACGGAUAUCCAGCGCCACACCAUCGGCCUGGCCUUACGGGGCAGAGACGUGCUGGGUGCAGCCAAGACCGGCUCCGGGAAGACCUUGGCCUUCCUACUCCCGGUUCUGGAGUGCUUGUACCGCCAGCAGUGGACCGCCAUGGACGGCCUCGGAGCUCUCAUCAUCUCUCCCACCAGAGAACUUGCCUACCAGACCUUCGAAGUGCUCCGCAAGGUGGGCAAGAACCACGAGUUCUCCGCCGGGCUGGUUAUCGGAGGCAAGGACCUGAAGAGUGAGUCUGCCAGGAUCCACCGCACCAACAUCAUCAUCUGCACCCCUGGCCGCCUGCUGCAGCACAUGGACCAGACAGCUGGCUUCCAGGCAUCCAGCCUCCUCAUGCUGGUUCUGGAUGAAGCCGAUCGCAUCCUGGACCUGGGCUUUGCAGACACAGUCAACGCCAUCGUGGAGAACUUGCCGGCCUCCAGGCAGACGCUGCUCUUCUCAGCCACACAGACCAAGUCGGUCAAAGACCUGGCAAGACUAAGCCUGAAAGAUCCAGAGUAUGUGUGGGUCCAUGAGAAGGCCAAGUUCAGCACGCCGGCCACCCUGGAGCAGAGCUACAUUCUGUGUGAGCUCCACCACAAAGUCAACAUCCUCUACUCCUUCAUCAGGAACCACCUCAACAAGAAGACCAUCGUCUUCUUUGCCUGCUGCAAGGAGGUGCAGUACCUGUUCCGGGCCUUCUGCCGCCUCAGACCUGGCGUGCCCAUCUUGGCUCUGCACGGCAAGCAGCAGCAGAUGAAACGGGUGGAAGUCUAUGAUGACUUUGUGAAGAAGCAGAAUGCUGUGCUCUUCGCCACUGACAUAGCUGCUAGGGGGCUGGAUUUCCCCGCUGUCAACUGGGUGGUGCAGUUUGACUGUCCAGAGCAUGCAGACACCUACAUCCACAGAGUGGGUCGGACAGCCCGGUACCGGGAGGGCGGCGAAGCCCUGCUGCUGCUGCUGCCAUCUGAGGAGAAAGGCAUGGUCGCCCAGCUGCAAGACAAGAAGGUUCCCAUCAGUAAGAUCCAGGUGAACCCAGAGAAAUUGCAGAAUGUCCAACAGAAGCUGGAGGUGUUUUUAGCCCAGGAGAAGGAGCAGAAAGACAGAGCCCAGAGGUGUUUUAUGUCCUACCUGCGCUCCGUGUACCUGAUGAAAAAUAAAGAUGUGUUUGAUGUUUUUAAGCUCAACAUUCAGGAGUAUGCCAUGUCUCUCGGCCUGGCUGUGGCUCCAAGGGUGCGCUUCCUCAAAGCUUGCACACAGAGACCUGAAUGGGAGAAAGGUCCAUCCACAGAGGAGCUGCCGCAGAGGAGCUCUCAGGCUCAGUGCAGAGAAAAAGCUCCCAGAGAGAAGAGCUCCAGCUCUGAAUCUGAAGACUGGAGUGAGGAUGAGGAUGGUGGGAACAAACAGGAUCUGGAGCAAGCAGCUCAGGCUGAGGAGUUCCAGUUUGGUGCAGAUGACCUCAGUGAAGAUGAUGAUGAUUUGAGCAGUGUGGACCUCCUGACAGUCAAAAGAAAGGAUGUCUUCAAUUUGAUAGAAAGCCAGAACAGGGAGGAGGAUCCUGACAAGAGACCCGGGAGGAAAACUGAAAAGGAGACAAAGUUCAAAGAUGCCAAAAAGGUGCUUAAGAGAAAGUUCCAGGUCAACACUAAGGUGUUGUUCAGUGAGGAAGGAACACCAAUGCAGCAGUGGCCACCAGUGCAACAGGCAACAGUGCCAGUCAGCGAAGAGGAGGCGGAGCUUCCAGGCAUCAAUGUGGAGGAGGCCAGAAAGAGGCUGAAGCAGGAGGACGAGGAGUUCGACAAGCAGGAGUACAGCCGCAAAGUGAAAGCCAAACACCGCGAGAAGAGGCUGAAGGCCCGGGCCGCCCGCCAGGAGGCCAGCCGGCGGCGCACACGCACAUCUGAGGAUGAGGAGGAGGUGGUGGCAUACCUGGUGAGUCACAGUGAGGACGAGUUUGACCCCAGCACCCUGCCUUACCCCCACAGGCCGCAGUCUGCCGAAGAGGAAGAAGGCAGCAGUGAAGCCGGUCCGGCUCAACGGCACAACAGCAGUGACGACGACAAACAGGAGCUCACCGAGGGAAAGAGGACAGAAGUCCUGGACACCGGCCUGUCUCUGGCUGAAGAUGAGGAUCUGGUCUUACACCUGCUGAGCAGCCGCAGGUAGACUGGAGAGGGGACAAAGGAAAUGUUUUUCUGUCCUCUUGUCUCUCACUCUGUGUCCAGGAUGAGAAAGUUCUGUUCUGGCACCUCAGAAAGUGUCACUCAGUGUGUACAUUUCUCUGCAUGCACACUGAAACACUUUGGUCCUGACCUCUGACCCCUCUUUUCACCAAGGUUUCAUGCAGUUUGGGAUUUAACAGCACAAACAGGUAUUUUGAUGAACAUAAAAACUGCAAAUAAAUAUACUCUAUUGAGGCUUUUCAGGUU
This is a messenger RNA of Thalassophryne amazonica, 2786 nucleotides long. It is a transcript of the gene ddx10, whose product is annotated as DEAD (Asp-Glu-Ala-Asp) box polypeptide 10. Gene Ontology annotation, molecular function: RNA helicase activity; nucleic acid binding; ATP binding. Gene Ontology annotation, cellular component: nucleus. The record is from RefSeq and is a predicted model, not a curated record. Lineage: Eukaryota; Metazoa; Chordata; Actinopteri; Batrachoidiformes; Batrachoididae. The coding region runs from base 61 to 2523 and encodes 820 amino acids. The transcript is spliced from 2 exons. Gene Ontology annotation, biological process: rRNA processing.